CCUUUCCCGGCCAUGGCGUUUUUGCCCUUCUUGUUGCUGGUUCCGGCCCUCCUCAGUUUCCUUUUCACCUUUGGGACCGGCGUGGAGCUGAUCCGCUUCAUUUCGCUCCGCGCGCUGUUCGUGCAGCAGCCUGCGGGGGCUGGCGCCCCCCAACACAGAGCCGAUCCUGCUCCCAGUUAUGAAUGGAGAGCUGUCCUCAGGGACCCUAACAUUGUGCACCCGCUAAUGAUGGAUGUGGGCCUGAUAGUUCUCUUCAUCCUGCAGCACAGUCUUAUGGCCACCGAGCGGGUGAAGCGCUGGACCAGCAGCUGUUUGGGAGUCCUGCAGAGAUCUUUUUAUGUCUUCUGCACAGCCCUGGCCCUCCAGUUACUGAUGAGGUACUGGCAGCCAGUACCAGAUGGUCCCACUCUCUGGAAUGCCCACACGGAACCCUGGGUCACCUGGAUUCCGCUCAUCUGCUUCAUCCUCCACUUCAUUGCCUGGCUGGUCAUCUUUAGCAUCGUUCUCAUCUUCGACUAUGCUGAGCUGAUGGGGAUCAAACAGGUUUAUUACCACUGCCUGGGCAUGGGAGACCCAUUGGCAGUGAAGUCCACCCGUGCCGUCCGCCUCUACUCCCACCUUCGCCACCCUGUGUACCUGGAGUUCCUCCUCCUCCUCUGGGGCGUUCCCUGCCUCUCUCUUGACCGCCUGCUCCUUGCCUUGCUCUUCACGGCCUACCUUACCUGCGCCCACAGCCUUGACCAACAAGACUACCUCUACUUGCGUGCACAGCUUGACAAGAAGUUUCAGGUCUUCUCCCGAGAGGAGGCAGCCUAUGGCGACCUGCUGGCUCAAAAUGGCCCCUCGACCUACAAGGAGAACUGAAGAAAGGUCCCAGUAUGGUGGCUGUUACAGCUUGCCAGGCUAUGGCAGACUGGUACCCUGCUCUCCCCCCAUGCUCAAGCAUUGAAUGAUGUAAUGUGUUCAGUCUUCCUCUGUUCUUUAUGCACUGAAGUUCGAGCGGCCUACAAAGAGAACCCAGGAGUUCUGGCUUCCAGCACUCUUCCUUGCUUUGACCUACUGCAGCAUGUAGACAGAGUUGUAGUUCACGGCACAGAAUCUACUAGUCCUUUAUGGACGAGUUUGAAACUCAGGCUGUCUGGUUUUGUCUCCCGAGUUUGGGAGAAAGAACGGUAUGCAGAGGGUUAAAAUUAUGUGUUUACGGUGCAGAGUUUUGUCACACGCUCUGGGGAAAAGAGUAGGGUUUAGAUUACAGCAGAUGGUGUCUGACUAGGGUUGCCAAUAUCUUUUUUCUGGAAGGUUCAUGUGUCUUUAACAGCUGCAUGCCAACCUGGAAUCAUACAGGCAACAUGCUCCUCAUCUGUAUCUGAUAGAUUUCUGUUGCAGAUGUUACGGCACAGGAGUUUUGCCAAUACAAAAGCUGGCAACCCAGUAUUUUCCAAUUCUGUGUAGUUAAGCUUUGGCCCAAAAAAACUUUGCGGUGGAGAUUGUGCCAAGAUGAUUUUUAAAGCAUAACGUUCUAAUUUCAGAACCGAGCUAGAAUUGUUCUUAAAUGAUAGGAGUCUGGAGAACUUGUGAAAUAGCCCGUGAGGUUUACUUUUAGAUAAUUCGUAUCCUUCUGGCAUAAAGGCUCCAAAACCUUGAUUAAUCUCCAGUCCACCUGCUUGUUUUUCCUUUUAGUCACUUCAUUCUUAGCCGUACCAUUGGGCACCCUUGACUCAAAAGUUGAGGCCUAGUUGCAUCACAGGGGGAAAUGGCUUCAAAGGGUAAAUGUCCCAAUUGUGUCCACACUGGGGAUGAGUUAUCCUUUAAGCCCUACUCGUUGGAAUGAUUUUUUUUUAAAAAAAACAACUUCAAAAUUAUUGGAAA
Molecule: messenger RNA, 1869 nt
Organism: Gekko japonicus
Lineage: Eukaryota; Metazoa; Chordata; Lepidosauria; Squamata; Gekkonidae
Gene: NRM
Product: nurim (nuclear envelope membrane protein)
Exons: 4
Coding region: 13-864 (283 amino acids)
Cellular component (GO): nuclear membrane
Source: RefSeq, a predicted model, not a curated record